This is a messenger RNA of Octopus sinensis (East Asian common octopus), 922 nucleotides long. Its product is annotated as chloride transport protein 6-like. Gene Ontology annotation, molecular function: voltage-gated chloride channel activity. Gene Ontology annotation, cellular component: lysosomal membrane; intracellular membrane-bounded organelle. Gene Ontology annotation, biological process: chloride transport; transmembrane transport. The transcript has 9 exons. Bases 20 to 922 code for a protein of 300 amino acids. NCBI's taxonomy places the organism in Eukaryota, Metazoa, Mollusca, Cephalopoda, Octopoda, Octopodidae. The record is from RefSeq and is a predicted model, not a curated record.
UUUCACUGUGUGUGUGUGUAUGUGUGUGCGUGCAUGCGUGCGUGUGUGUGUGUGUGUGUGUGUGUGUGUCAAGGUAUACAUUUACAGUCCAGACAUCAAAAUGUCUCUCACGAGCCAAGAAAAUGAAGAAUCGAUGGGAAUAUACGAUUACAGUAUUAACUGUGACAUGAAUGUCCUGUUACGGCUGAGGAAACUCUCCCAGAAUGAAGAUCCCGCUUUGGCUAACAAGGACUACGAGAGUCUCGACUACGAUUGGUGUUUCAACAAACCCUACCGAGCCAUGUUGCAGGAGAAACAGAAAAGAUUCCCGGAAGUAAGAAUCGAACUCGUGAAAUGGGUCGUCACAUUUUUCGUUGGCUUUCUGACAGCAAUGGUCGCUCUCUUCAUCGACAGCAUUGUGAAAUUGCUGAAUUCCUGGAAGUUUUCGACCAUCAACAAAUCAAUAGAGGAGUGCAGUAUGAAGGGCUGCCUGGCUUUAUCCUUGGUCUACCUCUUACUCUUCGAUGUGCUCUUCGUAUCUUUAGCUUCCUGUCUGACACUCUACGAGCCCGUUGCUAAAGGAUCAGGAAUACCGGAAAUCAAAUGUUAUUUGAACGGCGUUCGAAUCCCACGAGUUGUACGAUUGAGGACUUUGUUAUCCAAGGCUAUUGGAGUGUUGUUUAGUGUGGCUGGAGGUUUGUUUGUCGGUAAAGAAGGGCCAAUGAUUCACAGUGGGGCCAUUAUAGGAGCAGGUGUGCCUCAGACGUUUAUGAAAUCUGAUCUCUUUGCUAAAUAUAAGAUUAUAUUUAUUAAUAAGUUUAUAGUUAUCAAAGAAAUUUUUGUGGAUACUAAUACUUUGACAUAUUUUGUUUUCGAUAACUUUUGUGAUUUGAUACUAAAUGAUAGUGAGAAUAUAUUUAUCAAAGAGAUCACUGAAAUGUAA